GUCAACUGCAUCUCCCCAUGCUGUCCCCGGCCAACGUCCCGCUGCCGAGCUCCCCCGCGCCCACCGCGUCCCGGCGCUCCUCGUCGUCGUCCACGCCCUUCCAGCCGUCGCCGCUCACCGCGCUCCGCCCACGCAGCCCGGCCCCGAGGCCGCACGACGACGACGACCCGUUCAGCGAGGGCGCCACCGUCAGCGUGAACCAGCCGGUCGGCUCCAUCUCCAUCAGCCCGAGCAGCAGGGACGUCUGCCUCGCGUCCAGGAAGGGCCUCUACAUCCUCGACCUCGCAAACCUCAACAACGCGCCCAGAUUCGUGCCCCAGGGCGGCGCAUGGCAGAUCGCAGAUGUCCAGUGGUCGCCCCACCCCGCCACCUCCAGCCUGAUCCUCUCCACCUCGUCGCAAAAGCUGCUGGUGUGGGACCUCGCCGCGCCGCGUCCGCUCCUCACGUCGUUCGACGCCCAUUCACGGGCCAUCACAGACAUCAACUGGCAUGCUCUCAAUCCGAACCUGAUGGCGACCGUCUCCAUGGACGCCGGCAUACGGGGAUGGGAUAUGCGAUGCUUCGACAGACCGGUCAUGCGUCUUUGCGACUGGGGAGCGGCCGGCACGCAGGUGAAAUGGAACAGGCGGCAUGACCAUCUCAUCGCGACAGCCCACGGGAACAUUGUGCACGUCUGGGACGACAGGAAGGGCUCCGUGCCCGUCACCACUAUCCACGCGCAUGACGCAAAGAUCUACGGUAUCGACUGGGAUCGCCAGUAUCGACAUAAGCUCGUGACAUGCUCUCUCGAUAAAACUGUCAAGUUUUGGACCGUCCCUGAGCUGGGCGGCUCUUCAGACUCGUCAAUGGUCUAUCACUCUUCUCUUCCCGCUCUCUCCUCUCCGUCAUACACCAUUUCCACUCACUACCCCGUUUGGCGGGCGCGCAACCUCCCCUUUGGCCGCGGCGUACUCGCCCUGCCCCAGCGAGGGGAGAAGGCGCUCGAAAUGUUUGGUAUGGACGAUGACGCCCCCGUCGAACGUUUUCAAGGCCACGAAAAUGUGGUCAAGGAUUUUGUAUGGCGUAUGAGAGGCGGGAACGAUUCCAGUUUCGACGAUCGAGAAUUCCAGUUGGUGACCUGGUCCAAGGACAGGACGUUGAGAAUAUGGCCCGUGUCGAGAGAACUCGAGGAGCGAGUUGGAUGGCAGUAUGGAGCGCCCAUCAAGGCGCUUGUAUCUCGACGUGGCGCACCGGAUGUCACAUAUACCAAAGACCCGUUUAACACAGAUAUCGACGCCCCACGUCUACCACCGCCCGUCGUCAACCACCACCCGGCCAACCCUUCAAACCUGACUCGUCAAAGGUCUGCCAGACCUGAAGCCCAGCCAGGUAUGACACGCGGUGGUAACAAGGUCAGGCGCAUGGACCAGCUCGAGUGGCUUACCAAGGUCGUCAAGAACGCGCCGAGUCCAGAGUCCAGUCUGAUGUCUAGUAGAAUCGCCAGCGUCAGUCGGACAAGACGUCCUGCAAGUCGUGCAGCCAGUCGACUAGACAGCAGAUCGGCAAGUGCAGAAGACAGGCAAGAAUGGAAGAAUCUGAAAGAUGAAGUUGUUGCAGUGAGCAGAAUAUACCCCAGGCCGAAAAUCAACUUUGAAAAGAUCGAUCUUGCCCAUCGCAAACUCACGAUUUCCAUGCAAGGACCAUGGGCCAACGGCGAUCGACAGGCAUUCAUGCGUAUACAUUGGUCUUUCCCUCCCAACUAUCCUUACGGUCCAGAGAUCCCAACCUUUGAGCUUGAACGUAACCCGACUGUAUCCCCGAUCACACGCCAGACGAUCGUCAUGAAUAUCAAAGAAAUGCGAGCUCAUAACAAACAAUGUCUGAUUGAGACAACGGGCUACCUCUUGGGUCUUCAUGAGAGACAAGGUAGACGGAGAGGUAUGGAUGAGGAAAGUGAUUCGGAGAGUAGUGUCAAAGGGGAAGAAAAGAGGAGGGAGGACGUCGUCCCCGAAUUGAUGUUGAGAAAGACCUGUGGCGCCACCUUUGGUCCCAACGGCCAGCUGGUCUGCUUCUUCCCUAAACAAGUCACACUUCCCCGAACCCGCAACUUUUCACGGUCACCUUCAGUCACCCGAGAGAAUCCUUCGCCCAUGCUCAAAGCGAUAUCUGCUUUGACUCGCUUGCAAAACCCGCAUCAGCGCGCUGUCCUCCGAUACAAGCCCCGCACUCGUCGUCUCGAUCCCAUCUCGUCUCCCCUCCCACCUCCCGCAGGGUCCACGAUGACUAUCCAUGACGUAUCGUAUCUCGGUCAGCCCAAUAUACACCUCGCCAAGAUGUAUGGCAUGUCGGUAGAGGCAAACAUGAGCUAUGCACUGGAGGCGAAGAGACUGGAUCAUGCUGAUGUGUGGGCGACAGUGAGGGGUAUUCUCGCUGACCCCCCUCCGCCAUAUACUCAGUUGCCACAACUUGAUGAGAAACAGGACAGGGUUCGAAGAGAAAGACUGAUUUGGGAGAAAGGCAUGGAGAGGAAGAAGAAGGUGGUUGAUCGGCUAUUUACCAACCUUAUGGCCCAAAGGGAUGUCCAGAUGCUGGCGCUCCUGUCCUGCAUUCUUUUGGAGUAUACUCGCUCUAUGUAUAUUCCACCUGUGGCAGAGUCGGUAACCAGCCAUUCACCCAUGCAAGAUUAUUUCAACCUCCGCUUCGUUCCCCCUCGCCCGACCCUUAACAUCAGCCCGGUACGACGUCGCACGGGAAGCUCGGUCAUCCCCGUAAGCCCGACCAACUCGUCAUCGUUCAGAACUUCGGGGUGGUCACAGAUUCUCAAUCCAUCAGGAAUCUCUUUGCGCGGUGCUCUCACUCCCAAAGAGCAUACCUCUUUCAGUGACAUACCCUUCUCUAGAACAGCUUUGAGUACGAGCUAUGAAGAACAGUCGUCGCCGAAUGGGUUGGCUGUGGCUAUUCCCACAUCGAAACGAUCCGAUAGUCCAAAGCCUAUUCAGGGCGACAAAAGCAAGGUCUUCCCAACAUCGUCAAUGUCCCCCCCGCCAAUCGUUACUCCACUUCGUAGCUCGGGUCCCGAAAAAUCAUUAUAUAGCGGUGGAGAACCACGAUCUCACAAGGUGUCUUUUGGCUCGGCAUCGCCCAUCACCCGAGGUGGCAGAUCACAGUCUUCGAUUGGGUACGUAGGCGCUGGUGGUCUGGGCAGUGCGGUGACGACGGGGCCCAACACACCUGAUGGCGAACGGAAAGCAGCGGUGAGAGACGGUGGAGUCAAGUUGGAUUUUCCAAAGGAUGAAAGCUCGACCCCGUCGUUGUUGCCUCAGGAUAUGUUGCCAUUAUGUGAAGCAUGGAAGCUGUCUUAUGCCGAUUUCCUCCUGCGACAUCAUCUAUUGGGUGUCAGGAUGACCCUGUUGAGCUACAGGUUUAUCACGAGCUCUACGUCGACAGCCGUCGAUGCUGCUAGCGGAAAGAGUAGUGGUAUAGUAAGAGCGGGAGUUGGAGAGACCGAAAAGAUGGAUGAAGGACAGUCAGUAAUACGUGUCUGUGUACCAUGUUCUGGGACACCAUCAGGUACCUGUCCCAGCUGUAAUAAACAACCGCAAAAGGCUGUAUGCUCGUACUGUCGUGUUCCCAUCAAAGGCAUAUCUAUGGGCUGUACGAUCUGUGCUCACAAAUUCCACGCCAAAUGUUUUCAACGCUAUUUCUUAUCUCCUGUUACCACUCCCAUGACCUGCCCCGCCUGCUCUUGCUCGUGCCUUGCGCAUAGAGGAAUAUCUACCCCGCUAUACACGGUCGCUGCCUUGCCAAAACAAAGUCCAAACAUUACCAGAGGAGGUUUUGAUCGCGGGAAGAUGCCAUCAGAAAAUGCUCCCCUUGCACGAUCAAGGUCGGUUCCAAGCCAAGGUCGUCGUGGUCGGAAUUCGCCAGAGGAAGGAAAAAGCCGGUUGACCUAUGCGAGCCUUGUCAAGUUGGGUGCGAUUCGCGAGAACUUUGGUUUAGGAUUUGCCGAUGGAGGAAGCUCAGGAACCGCAAGCGCAAUGGGCUUUCAUGCAGAUGGUGAUGGAGAUGAAGUAUCUACCGAUAGGGAUAAAACAGUGAGAGAACACCGAGGCGAUCACAGAGGAGAUGGUUUACUGGCGCGAGCAAGGUGGGGAGGGGAAGGCUUGCUGCACUGGGGAUCCACGACACACCAUCAAUAGUUGUAAGGAUUAUAGUUGUAUGUACGUACCUAUGGUAAAACCC
Cryptococcus deneoformans JEC21 is the source of this 4221-nucleotide messenger RNA. Its product is annotated as vacuolar membrane protein, putative. The record is from RefSeq and is a predicted model, not a curated record. NCBI's taxonomy places the organism in Eukaryota, Fungi, Basidiomycota, Tremellomycetes, Tremellales, Cryptococcaceae. Gene Ontology annotation, molecular function: protein binding. The coding region runs from base 18 to 4178 and encodes 1386 amino acids. The transcript has 8 exons.